Molecule: messenger RNA, 1036 nt
Organism: Paraphaeosphaeria sporulosa
Lineage: Eukaryota; Fungi; Ascomycota; Dothideomycetes; Pleosporales; Didymosphaeriaceae
Product: endoglucanase
Exons: 3
Coding region: 28-843 (271 amino acids)
Biological process (GO): carbohydrate metabolic process
Molecular function (GO): cellulase activity
Source: RefSeq, a predicted model, not a curated record
CGCCCGCAUCAAACUUCCUAUCACGCAAUGACGGCUCUUUGUCUUCGCAACAUCUUCGUUGUAUUGAACUUGUUCGCCCUUCACGCCAGGUCUGCAAGCCUAAAUAUUUCAGGAGAGGCAGUUACAACAAGAUUCUGGGACUGCUGCAAACCUUCCUGCGCCUGGAAAGAGAAAGCUGCAUUCGACCGACCUGUGCUGUCAUGUAGCAGCGACGACAAACCUACGACCAUCGACGUCGGUACCGGAUGCAAUGGUGGCUCUGCAUACCUCUGUUCUGAUCAACAGCCUUGGAGUGUCAACGACACUUUCUCCUAUGGAUUCGCAGGCGUCUACAUCUUGCCGAGUCUCACUGGUGGAAAGAUUGAAGACGCGUGGUGCUGCGCCUGCUACCAGCUGGACUUCACCAGCGAUCCGCUCAAAGGGAAAACCAUGAUUGUCCAGGCCUCGAACACUGCCUACGACAUCAAUACCGCCAACCGGUUUUCCUUGGCGAUACCUGGUGGCAACACAACCUCACAUGACGCCUGCGCCCGUCAGUACGGUGUGGAUCAAACUGUUUUCGGUACCGAAAACACUGGGAUCACGUCCAAGGAUGAUUGUCAAAAGCUACCCGAAGCUUUGCAGGAUGGUUGCAAGUGGCGCUUCGACUGGUACGAGGACCAGGCGUUUCCUACCGCAAAUUUCAAACGCGUCCCUUGCCCAACCGAGCUCACCUCCAGAACCCAGUGCACUCGUACCGACGAGAAGCAACUUAUCUCGGGUGACACCUCAUCAGCGACAGUUCUCUUCCCCUCGUUCAAGGUCCUCUCGCUAGUCAUCAUCGCCGGCAUGUUCUUAGUAUGAGCAUUCCCAUGAUACUCCCACUUCCACUUGGCCUUUCACUAUUGACAUCACCCUGACCCUCUUUCGCCCAACCCAGAUCAGGCGACGCCUCGAGGUCCGGUUUAUUCCAUGCAUGGAUAAACUUCAUCACGACAACCGCGGAAUGCCGGCCAGGGCACUCACCAAUAGAUGCACCAUUGUUACACAGAGACUG